AACGUUUGUAACGAUUAUAUGAUCAACACUGUGGAAAAUGCUGUCUCUUCUUUAUCUGUCUCUCCAACCACAGUAGACCAAACCAUUCCAAGUACACAAAUUUCGCCAGAAUCCAAGAGCACUGAUCAAGUUGUAUCAUGCAGAGUACCUUCUAUUUUUAAAGAAGACAUCAUUAAAGACCUAUCUAUCAACGACCCCUCCCAGAGCGUGUUACCGCCUCUUCCAAUCUCCUUUAUGAAAAGGAGCACCCGUCGCACGGAGACUUCCUUAAGCGAAGACGGCAAGGAAUGUUCCUCAGAGUCUCUGAAGAAAUUACAAAACCAAAUCGAAUCUUCUUUGUGUAUCGAGAAGAAAACGUGUCCCACAUAUUUCAAUGAACUCAUCAAUCUGAUACAGUCCGAAUGCAACUACUAUUCUAUGUUAAAGAUGGUUUCGGAAAUAUACGAACCUUGCUUUAAAAAUCAAUAUAUCAAGCUAAAAAAAAUUAUGUCUGAGCAAGAACUAUCCACUUGCGAAUAUUUGAUAUCGCAACUUUCUGUCCUCUCGAGAAAUCAUUUUAAGUUUUUAGAAAGUCUCAAGCACUUGAUUCAGUUCCAAGCUGAUUCUAGUGACUCGCUGAAAGACGAUUUGGUCUCUGUCUUAAAACAGUAUACAGUGUAUUUGGCAAAUCUUCCAUCGACCUUUGAUAUCUUUUGUAAAUCCAAAAAAGUAAAAGAGUUCAACAAGCUACUAGAAGAGUGCAAAGCUAAGUCUAGAUCGUCUAUAGACUUAGGGGAAAUUUUAAUUUUUUCGAGCAGUCGGAUUCAAGAUUAUGAGCGCUCGUUUAGUAUUCUACUCGUCUACACCAAUCCUAUGAGCAUAGGUUACACCUUGUUCGCUGAUUGUUUGUCUCAUAUUAAAGAAGCAUCUAAUUAUAUUUCCUGUCUCAAGGUCAUGAUGCGCAACCAAAGAAGCACAUUUUCUUUUCAAGACCAGACAAUCGAACCUGCCGUCAAACCUCUUGAAGGACUCACCGCCAAAUCAGAAAUAUCAAAAAACAUGAAAGAGUCGCCCUGUGAUGUUUUAUACGAGGACACCAUGGAAAUGCGCCUAAUUAGUGCUGAUUCAAAUCACCCUAGAAUCAGCAAAGUGAAAGUGCGUGCUUUUGAAAAUAUCAUACUUGUCGCGCAGAUAGACCCUUCUGGAGAGAGUGAAGCCUUCGAUUUGAUGUUACCUUAUUUAGAAUUCAAAAUAGAACGUUCAGAAGAAGAAAGAUCUGGGUUCCGUAUGGUCAGCGACAGUAGGGUUUAUGUGUUUAUCACUGAUAAUAAGGCUAUGACCGACAAAUGGGUUGAAAAGGUGGAAGAAUGCACAUUGAAACUUAGGAGCACUGUCGCAAAAACCACUUAUACAGAAAGCCAAAAGCAAACAAAUUUGAACAUUUCUAUUAUUGCUGGAAGAAAUUUGAUUCAAAACUGUUUUAUCCCACUUAACCUUUUUGUCAGAAUUACAUUAGAUGACGUGAUAAAAGAGACGAAGUGCAUCGAAAACUGCUGUUUUCACCCAGUCUGGAACGAACGAUUUAUCUAUACACUGAAAGAUCGUUAUCAAAAAACUCUGUUGGUUGAAGUUAAAUGCAAACAGGAAAAAGAGGAGCAGACCAUGGCCUGUGCCGAAAUAGCACUGAGCAGCUUGUAUGAAAAUGUGGAGAAAAAUUGGUGGGUCAGAUUUAUGUCAAUGAAUCCUAACAUCAAAUCUCCAGAGCUUCUAGUAAAAAUUGUGCUUACGAGUAGCUGAUCCAUUCUAUUUUUGCAUGGCCCCUCGAAUUCUAUGACACACUUAUUGUCCUGAACCUGACCACCUAAAAUGGCAACCAUUGAAACAAAGCGAACUCCCUUCAACGUGGACACCUGUUCUAAACCAUGUCGUAUACAAAAAGUUUUUUUAGCUUUGGUUUUGGACUUAUUGACUUUAGAAUCCUCAUCCAUAACUGUUUGAAAUGUCUUCAAUUCAGCUGCAAAUAAUAUUGUGUGCGCCCAUCCGCAAUAUGGACCAAACUUCUCCUUGAAAAAGUCUGCUAUGUAUUGAUAAGUUGAUGAAUUUUUUUUUCGUUUUGGUAGAUAUCUCAUCGCUAUUUUCCAGACAUGCGUAUCGACAGGAACCACAUCCAAUCUCUCCAUAGAGAACAGAGCAAUACAAUCUGCAACCUUAUGACCUAUGCCCGGUAAAGAUAGAAGUGCCAACUUAGCUACGUCUGUCGGUACCAAUUUCUGUAAUCUGAGCCAAGUUUCUCCGCCAUUCUCCUUGACAAUUUUAGCUGACUCGACUAUAUAUUUAGAGCGAUACCCAAACCCGAGUCCGCGCAAUUCAGGUUCUGUUGCUCGAAGCUUAUCAGCCAAAUGAGGAAGAAAUUUCAUCCGACAGAAAACAACAGCUAAUUAGUUUUAUUAUACAUUUGAAGUUUGGCGUGUGCUGUAUUUUUUGGGGUGCAUCUGUCUCACAUACCAGCUGAUCAAUUUUUGGGAAUGCGUAAUAGUCGACACCGUCAACCGUCGCGAUAAAUGACCCAUAGACCUGGUAGGAAGAACAAGGAAGAGAAAGGUAAGGCACAUAUCUAGACAAAUUUAUUUCCUGCAUAUGAAAGCCGUUAUACUUCAAAAUUGACGGCUGGUGGAUAUUUUGUUUUAUCCACAAUCUGAACAAAUGUUUUUUGACAAUUGGAACUGUCAGCCAAUUUUGUUUAUACAGCGCAAUUUGGCAUUUUAUCUUUCAGUCUCGUUCUGAAAGAUGCUCCACAAAUUUUGGGUUCACUUUUUUUCGUACGUUACACAGCGUUUCGACCAUGCUUGAAAUGCGUUUAGUAUGAUUGUUUUGGCUACAUAUAAAACAGAAAGUACAUUCAUAAGGAUCUUGUCUUAGCAA
Schistocerca gregaria is the source of this 2901-nucleotide messenger RNA. RefSeq lists its product as uncharacterized. The transcript has 2 exons. The record is from RefSeq and is a predicted model, not a curated record. Gene Ontology annotation, molecular function: guanyl-nucleotide exchange factor activity. Bases 19 to 1776 code for a protein of 585 amino acids. Lineage: Eukaryota; Metazoa; Arthropoda; Insecta; Orthoptera; Acrididae.